Molecule: messenger RNA, 4589 nt
Organism: Arabidopsis arenosa
Lineage: Eukaryota; Viridiplantae; Streptophyta; Magnoliopsida; Brassicales; Brassicaceae
Source: the annotation of a GenBank genome assembly
CAGUUUCUCUCUCAGAAACACCCAACCAUGGCUACCAAACUCCCUCUUCAAAACAGCAACAACGCCAAUGUUGCGAAACCUCCGAAAUCAUCUCGAACCGCCGCCGCCGGGAAGACGAUCGAGGAAAUGUAUCAGAAGAAAUCGCAGCUUGAGCACAUUCUGCUCCGUCCUGAUACAUACAUCGGAUCGAUUGAGAAACACACCCAAACGCUUUGGGUUUAUGAGCACGAUGAGAUGGUGAAUCGUUCUGUUACCUAUGUACCUGGAUUGUAUAAGAUCUUUGAUGAAAUUCUCGUGAACGCUGCUGAUAACAAACAGAGAGAUCCGUCGAUGGAUUCUGUUCAAGUUGUGAUUGAUGUUGAGCAGAAUCUGAUUAGUGUUUGUAACAGUGGAGCUGGAGUUCCUGUAGAGAUUCAUCAGGAAGAAGGUAUUUAUGUACCGGAGAUGAUAUUUGGUCAUUUGUUGACGAGUAGUAACUACGAUGAUAAUGUGAAGAAGACUACUGGUGGAAGAAACGGAUAUGGUGCUAAGCUUACUAAUAUCUUCUCUACUGAAUUCAUCAUCGAGACUGCAGAUGGGAAGAGACUCAAGAAGUAUAAGCAGGUCUUUGAGAACAAUAUGGGGAAGAAAUCUGAACCAGUUAUAACAAAGUGCAAUAAGAGUGAGAACUGGACGAAGGUUACAUUCAAACCUGAUUUGAAGAAGUUUAACAUGACUGAAUUAGAAGACGAUGUGGUUGCUCUAAUGAGUAAGCGAGUGUUUGAUAUUGCUGGAUGUUUGGGGAAGUCUGUCAAAGUUGAGCUGAAUGGGAAACAAAUACCAGUAAAGUCAUUCACUGAUUAUGUUGAUCUAUACCUAAGUGCAGCUAAUAAGUCAAGGGCGGAUGCCGAUCCUCUCCCAAGGUUGACUGAGAAAGUUAAUGACAGAUGGGAGGUUUGUGUGAGCUUAAGUGAAGGACAAUUUCAGCAGGUCAGCUUUGUCAACUCCAUAGCAACAAUCAAGGGUGGUACACAUGUUGAUUAUGUGACGAGUCAGAUCACAAACUAUAUUGUGGGUGUUGUGAACAAAAAGAAUAAAAACGCUAAUGUUAAGGCCCAUAAUGUGAAGAACCAUCUGUGGGUCUUUGUCAAUGCAUUGAUUGACAAUCCUGCUUUUGAUUCUCAAACAAAAGAAACCCUGACUCUUCGACAGAGCAGUUUCGGGUCGAAAUGUGAACUUUCAGAAGAUAUUCUGAAGAAAGUUGGAAAAUGUGGCGUAGUGGAGAAUUUGCUUUCAUGGGCAGAUUUCAAGCAGAGCAAAGAUCUAAAGAAAAGUGAUGGAGCCAAAACAGGGAGGGUUGUAGUUGAUAAGUUAGACGAUGCCGCCGAAGCUGGAGGGAAGAACUCUAGACACUGUACGUUGAUUUUGACUGAAGGAGACUCAGCAAAAUCUCUAGCUUUGGCGGGGAGGUCUGUCUUGGGUAAUGACUAUUGCGGUGUGUUUCCGCUUCGAGGAAAGCUAUUGAAUGUUAGGGAAGCCAGCACCACUCAGAUUACAAACAAUAAGGAAAUUGAGAACCUCAAGAAGAUCCUUGGACUAAAGCAACAUAUGAAGUACGAGAAUGUUAACUCAUUAAGAUAUGGCCAUAUGAUGAUCAUGACUGAUCAAGAUCAUGAUGGUUCUCAUAUAAAGGGGCUCUUAAUCAAUUUUAUUCACUCUUUCUGGCCGUCGUUACUCAAGGUUCCAUCAUUCCUGGUUGAGUUUAUAACACCCAUUGUGAAGGCUACGCAUAAGAAUACAAAAAAAGUUCUGUCAUUUUACUCAAUGCCUGAAUACGAAGACUGGAAAGAAAGUCUGAAGGGUAAUGCAAGCGGAUGGGAAAUCAAAUACUACAAGGGGUUGGGUACAAGUACGUCUGAGGAGGGCAAAGAGUACUUUAGUAAUCUUGGUCUUCACAAAAAGGAUUUUGUUUGGGAGGAUGAACAAGAUGGAGAAGCCAUUGAACUUGCUUUCAGUAAAAAGAAGAUCGAAGCCCGAAAAAAUUGGCUUUCGAACUAUGUGCCUGGCACUCAUCUUGAUCAGAGACAACCAAAAGUUACGUACAGUGACUUCGUGAACAAAGAACUGAUCUUGUUCUCCAUGGCGGAUCUUCAACGGUCAAUUCCCUCAAUGGUUGAUGGGCUCAAACCGGGUCAGAGAAAGAUACUUUUCGUUGCAUUCAAGAAAAUCGUACGUAAGGAAAUGAAGGUUGCCCAACUCUGUGGUUAUGUAUCAUCUAUGUCAGCUUAUCAUCAUGGAGAGCAGAGCCUUGCCAGUGCUAUCAUAGGCAUGGCGCAGGAUUACAUGGGCAGCAACAAUAUCAACUUACUUCAACCAAAUGGUCAAUUUGGUACACGAACUUCGGGUGGAAAAGAUGCAGCUAGUGCAAGAUACAUUUUCACUAAGCUCUCUCCAGUAACAAGGAUCUUGUUUCCCAAGGAUGAUGAUGUCCUUCUUAAUUACUUGACUGAAGACGGGCAAUCGAUAGAGCCAACUUGGUACAUGCCCAUCAUUCCAACUGUACUUGUCAAUGGCUCUGAAGGCAUUGGAACUGGGUGGAGCACGUUCAUACCAAACUAUAACCCUAGAGAGAUUGUUGCUAAUGUAAGGCGUCGACUUAAUGGUGAAAGUAUGCUGCCCAUGGAUCCUUGGUAUAGAGGUUUUAAAGGAACAAUUGAGAAAACUGCGUCCAAAGAAGGUGGUUGUACCUACACAAUCACUGGUCUAUAUGAGGAGGUUGAUGACACAACUAUUCGAGUUACGGAGUUGCCAAUCAGAAGGUGGAAUGAUGAUUAUAAACAAUUCUUGCAGUCAUUGAAGACAGAUAAUGGUGCCCCUUUUUUCCAGGAUAUCAAGGCUUACAAUGAUGAUAAAUCUGUUGAUUUUGACCUUAUUUUGAGUGAAGAGAACAUGCUGGCGGCUCGGCAAGAGGGCUUUCUGAAGAAAUUGAAACUCACCACGACAAUCGCUACAAGUAAUAUGCAUCUCUUUGACAAAAAAGGUGUGAUAAAGAAAUAUGCGACUCCAGAACAGAUCCUUGAAGAGUUCUUUGACCUCAGGUUUGAAUACUAUGAGAAGAGAAAGGAAACCAUGGUGAAGAAUAUGGAAAUUGAGCUGUUGAAACUAGAAAACAAAGUGAGGUUUAUUCUUGGAGUUCUCAGUGGAGAAAUCAUAGUGAACAAUAGGAAGAAAGCCGAUAUUGUUGAGGACUUAAGACAGAGAGGGUUCACACCAUUUCCGAAGAAGGCCGAGUCUGUCGAAGCUGCAAUUGCUGGAGCAGUUGAUGAUGCAGCUGAAGAACCUGAAGAAAUCUUAGUGGAUCCUGAAUCAAGCUCCACUAGUUAUAUACCUGGCUCAGAAUAUGACUACCUAUUGGCAAUGGCUAUAGGUUCGUUGACUAUAGAGAAAGUUGAGGAGUUAUUAGCAGACAGAGAUAAAACGAUUAAAGCAGUUGAAGACAUGAAAAAAACCACACCGAAAGCCCUCUGGCUCGGAGACCUAGAGUCUCUUGACAAGGAACUAGAUAAACUUGAUCUGAAAGAUGCUAAAGCUGAAGAGGAUAGAAAGGCAGCACAGGAAAAAAUCAGGAAGAAAUCUGGAGCAGCAGUAAAGGUUAAAAGGCAGGCACCAAAGAAACCAGCACCAAAGAAGACCACAAAGAAAGCCAGUGAAUCUGAAACAACAGAGGCUUCCUAUUCAGCAAUGGACACAGAUAACAACGUAGCAGAAGUGGUGAAGCCAAAAGGUAGACAAGCAGCAAAGAAGAAGGCUCCAGCAGCUGCAAAGGAGGUUGAAGAGGAUGACAUGUUGGAUCUAGCACAACGGCUUGCUCAAUACAAUUUCGGCUCAGCACCUGCGGAAUCAAGCAAAACAACUGAAACAUCGAAAGCAAUUGCUGUGGAUGACGAUGAUGAUGACGUGGUAGUGGAGGUUGCACCAGUAAAGAAAGGAGGAAGAAAACCGGCGGCAAGUAAAGCUGCAAAACCACCAGCAGCUCCGAGGAAACGAGGGAAGCAGACGGUUACUUCAACAGAGGUUGUGGCAAUUGGUGUGUCCCCGGAGAAGAAAGUGAGGAAGAUGAGAUCAUCUCCGUUUAACAAGAAGAGUAGUUCAGUGAUGAGCAGGUUGGCUAAUAAGGAAGAGGAGAGCAGCGAGAAUGUGGCUGGAAACUCAUCGUCUGAGAAAUCUGGAGGAGAUGUUGCUGCAAAAUCGAGGCCUCAAAGAGCGAAUAGGAGGAAAAUGACGUAUGUGUUGAGUGAUUCUGAGAGUGAAUCUGCGAAUGAUUCUGAGUUUGAUGACAUUGAAGACGAUGAAGAUGAUGAGUAGAGUGAGGAGAGAACUAACUCGGUUCUUGAUGUGAUUCAGUUUCAAACUUUUAGUUUCUCCCUCGUCUUCUUUGGAUUUGGUAUUACUCUGUAGAAAGACAUAUUUCUCUAACGUUUGUCACAAAACAUUAAGCGUUUGGUCUCAUUAAUCAUUCUCUCUUUUAAUUUUUUGCUGGCAUUAUUUUCCCUUUGUUUGGUUAAAAGAUAUGGAUCUUGUGUUAUCAUAAAUAAGCAGGAUUGUAUGAU